Molecule: messenger RNA, 2864 nt
Organism: Neomonachus schauinslandi (Hawaiian monk seal)
Lineage: Eukaryota; Metazoa; Chordata; Mammalia; Carnivora; Phocidae
Gene: GCC1
Product: GRIP and coiled-coil domain containing 1
Exons: 2
Coding region: 391-2718 (775 amino acids)
Cellular component (GO): Golgi apparatus
Source: RefSeq, a predicted model, not a curated record
CGCCGUCCCCUGGUUGCUGUAGUUAGGAGUCGUGAUGGGGUUACGCUCGGUUUAAACCCUUGGCCCGCGGUGGGCUGAAGGCCGUGGGUUGGGAGUCUAGUGACUGCUGUGGCCCGGGCGAGCGCGGAGCAGCUUCUGGGACAGUACAGGCGAACCCUGGCCGUGUGCUUCUCUUGUGCCGGCGUCGCUCCGCCUCUAAGAUAGGACCCGCCCCCGCCCUCGGUGCCUGGGACCCGGUGGGCGCUUCUGCCAGGCUGCCCCGCGUCCGGCAUCCGGUUUCGGACAGCUGGGAGGAGCGACUUCGGGGACAGUUCUCUCCCUGUCGUUUACUGCCCCCGCCAAGGUCUUCGCGACCCUCUUCUGGCUGACGUCGAGCAACCCGUUCUGAACAUGGAGAAGUUUGGUAUGAAUUUCGGGGGCGGACCGAGCAAGAAGGACCUGCUAGAGACCAUUGAGAUGCAGAAGAAGCAGCUCCUCCAGUACCAGGCACGUCUUAAGGAUGUGGUCCGCGCCUAUAAAAGCCUCCUGAAAGAGAAGGAGGCUCUAGAGGCCAGCAUUAAGGUGCUGUCCGUAUCCCACGAGGCGGAUGUGGGCCUCACAGAUGUCCAGCCUCCAGGCCUCUCUUUUCCUGACUCUGUGGAUGACCGAUGCUCCACUCACAGCGAGGAUAGCACUGGGACCGCCACCAGCUUGGAUACUGCGGCCAGUCUCACCAGCACCAAGGGUGAGUUUGGGGUAGAGGAUGACAGGCUGGCUCGUGGACCACCACCUCCAAAGUCCGAAGAAGCCAGCGGGUCGGAGAGUGGUGUUAGCAGUAGCAGUGGGGAUGGACCCUCUGGGGGUGGGGAAGUGGACAAACGACUGCACCAGCUGAAGACUCAGUUGGCUACUUUGACCAGCUCUUUGGCUACAGUCACCCAGGAGAAGUCUCGCAUGGAAGCUUCUUACCUGGCUGACAAGAAGAAGAUGAAACAGGACUUAGAGGAUACCAGUAAAAAGGCAGAGGAGGAGAGGGGCCGUCUGGAGGGAGAAUUGAAGGGGCUGCAGGAGCAGAUAGCAGAAACCAAAGCCCGACUUAUCACCCAGCAGCAUGAUCGGGCCCAAGAGCAGACUGACCAUGCCUUGAUGCUUCGUGAGCUCCAGAAACUGCUGCAGGAGGAGAGGACCCAGCGCCAGGACUUGGAACUUCGGCUGGAAGAGACCCGAGAAGCCCUGGCAGGACGGGCAUAUGCAGCUGGUCAGAUGGAAGGGUUUGAGCUGCAGACCAAGCAGCUAACCCGUGAGGUGGAGGACUUGAAAGGUGAGCUGCAGGCUCUUCGGGAUGAGAAGAAUCGGCCCGACCCUCGGCUGCAGGAGCUUCAGGAAGAGGCUGCCUGCCUGAAGAGCCAUUUCCAGGCUCAGUUGCAGCAGGAAAUGAGGAAGACAGCCCUGGCAGAAGAUCAGCUACGCCAGCAGUCUCAGGUGGAAGAGCAGAGGGUGGCGGCCCUGGAGAAUCAAAUAUCUCAGGUGUCCGAACUGCUGGGCACCUAUGAGAAAGCCAAGCAGAAGGACCAGCUGGCCAUCCAGAAGCUGAAGGAGCGCAUCGUGCAGCUGGACCUGGAGAACAAGACGCUGGCGUUGGCCGCCUCCAGCCGCUCCCCCCUAGACAGCCAUGGCGACGAGUCCAGUCUGGAUGUCAAUGUCCUGAAGGAUAAGAUGGAGAAGCUGAAGAGGCUGCUGCAGGUGGCAGCCAGGAAAAGCCAGGUGAGCCUGGAUGUGGAGAGGCUCUGUGACCUGGAGCUACUGGCCAGCUCGGAGGCUGCCGACGGGGAGAAGGCUUCUGCGCUCUACUACCAGCAGGAGCUGAAACAGCUGAAGGAGGAGUUUGAGAGGUACAAGAUGAGGGCCCAGGUGGUCCUCAAGAGCAAGAACACCAAGGACGGUAACCUGGCCAAGGAGCUGGAGGAGGCCCAGGAGCAGCUCGCGGAACUGAAGGAGAAGUACAUCUCCCUGCGGCUGUGCUGCGAGGAGCUCGAGCGCCGGCACCAGCAGGAGGCCGAGGGCUGGAAGCAGGAGCUGGCCCGGCUGCAGCACGCGCACCGGCAGGAGCUGGAGAGGAGCCAGCUGGACUCCAGGGACCACACGCUGAGACUGGAAGAGGAGCUGCACAAGCAGCGGGACCGGGCCCUGGCUGUGCUGGCCGAGAAGGAUUUGGAGCUGGAGCAGCUGCGUUCCGUGGCCUUGUCGUCCGGUCUGCCGGGGCGCAGGAGCCCUGUGGGCGGCGGGGGGCCUGGGGCCCCGGCCGACUCGUGCGCCCCAGACAGCCUGACCCAAGCGCUGCAGCUGGCUGCGUCCAGCGAGCCCACUUUCUUCCUGUACGCCGAGCAGCUGGCCCGCAAGGAGGUGGAGAUCACUUCGCUGCGGAAGCAGAGACACACGCUGGAGGUGGAGGUGCAUCAGCUGCAGGACCGGUUGCUGGAGGAGGGCGAGCGGCAUCGCGAGCAGGUUGGAGCCCUGCAGAGCCACAUUGAGAAGAACAUCAGGGACCAGAGUAGGGAGGGAGCCAACCUGGAGUACCUCAAAAACAUCAUCUACCGCUUCCUGACCUUGCCUGACACCCUGGGCCGCCAGCAGACGCUCACGGCCAUCCUGACCAUCUUGCAUUUCAGUCCUGAGGAGAAACAAGUGAUCAUGCGGCUCCCGACCAGCGGUAGCUGGUGGCCUUCUGGCAAGAGAUGAUGCCCUUGUCACUGACUGCCGAAAUCUCCGUGCCUCUUGUGUGGGAAGGACAGACUCUGGUUUCUGCUGCCCUUCUCUUACAUUAUCAUUUUUUUUCUUCACUGUGUUGAACUGGGAGAGUCUUUAACGUGGGAUGGGGUUUUCUG